This is a messenger RNA of Pollicipes pollicipes, 329 nucleotides long. RefSeq lists its product as uncharacterized. Lineage: Eukaryota; Metazoa; Arthropoda; Thecostraca; Pollicipedomorpha; Pollicipedidae. The transcript is spliced from 2 exons. The coding region runs from base 11 to 319 and encodes 102 amino acids. The record is from RefSeq and is a predicted model, not a curated record.
AGUAGUGCCUAUGGACCCGGCCAUCACCUACUUCGGGCCCAGCAAAAAAGAGCACAACGUCAUAUGCCAGUACGACCAGGUAUACCGGCAGAAGAGUACGUGGAACCAGAAGCUGCACCGCGAGGACGGUCAGUACAAGCUGGCGGCGGUGAACAUGUGGCGGGAGGAAGCGGAGCGCACGGUGCCCGUGCUCGGUAGCAGCCUGUACGGCCACCGCACCCCCAUCGACACCAUCAAGACCACCCGCAGCCAGCGCAUCCACACGGUGGAGCAGGAGUUCCUACGUCCACGCAACGUGUUCCCUGGUUGCGACCCCUGAGCCGCCUCCU